Messenger RNA from Mizuhopecten yessoensis (Yesso scallop), 1242 nucleotides. RefSeq names its product cell wall protein DAN4-like. The coding region runs from base 1 to 1242 and encodes 413 amino acids. The record is from RefSeq and is a predicted model, not a curated record. Lineage: Eukaryota; Metazoa; Mollusca; Bivalvia; Pectinida; Pectinidae. The transcript has 2 exons.
AUGCCAUCUGCCAUUCCUCCUCCCAUUGAACAUCCAGGUCCUUUUGUAGGCUGUCCCUGUCCUGCGCUGCGGACUGUAAAGGAGGCAAUCAUCCGCAAACAGGCUGCUCCAGCCACCACUUGUCUGUUGUCCAGUACUCCAGCUACCACUUGUCUGUUGUCCAGUACUCUAGCCACCACUUGUCUGUUAUCAAGUACUAUAGCCACCACUUGUCUGUUGUCCAGUACUCCAGCCACCACUUAUCUGUUGUCCAGUACUCCUGCCAACACUUGUCUGUUGUCCAGUACUAUAGUCACCACUUGUCUGUUGUCCAGUACUUCAGCCACCACUUGUCUGCUGUCCAGUCCUAUAACCACCACUUGUCUGUUGUCAAGUACUACAGCCCCCACUUGUCUGUUGUCCAGUGCUCCGGCCACCACUUGUCUGUUGUCCAGUAAUAUAGCCACCACUUGUCUGUUGUCCAGUCCUCCAGCCACCACUUAUCUGAUGUCCAGUCCCCCAGCCACCCCUUGUCUGUUGUCCAGUACUAUAGCUACCACUUGUCUGUUGUCCAGUCCUCCAGCCACCACUUGUCUGCUGUCCAGUACUAUAACCACCACUUGUCUGUUGUCCAGUACUAUAGUCACCACUUGUCUGUUGUCCAGUACUUCAGCCACCACUUAUCUGUUGUCCAUUACUCCAGCCACCACUUGUCUGUUGCCCAGUACUCUAGCCACCACUUGUCUGUUAUCAAGUACUAUAGCCACGACUUGUCUGUUGUCCAGUACUAUAGUCACCACUUGUCUGUUGUCCAGUACUACAACCACCACUUGUCUGUUGUCCAGUACUACAACCACCACUUGUCUGUUGUCCAGUGCUCCAGCCACCACUUGUCGUUUGUCCAGUACUCCAACUACCACUUGUCUGUUGUCCAGUACUCUAGCCCCCACUUGUCUGUUGUCAAGUACUCCAUCCACCACUUAUCUGUUGUCCAGUACUCCUGCCAACACUUGUCUGUUGUCCAGUACUAUAACCCCCACUUGUCUGUUGUCCAGUGCUCCGGCCACCACUUGUCUGUUGUCCAGUACUACAGCCACCACUUGUCUGUUGUCCAGUUCUCUAGCCACCACUUGUCUGUUGUCCAGUCCUCCAGCCACCACUUAUCUGAUGUCCAGUCCCCCAGCCACCCCUUGUCUGUUGUCCAGUACUAUAGCCACCUCUUGUCUGUUGUCCAGGACUAUAGCCACCACUUGUCUGUUGUAA